UUGUAAGCUGACUGCAAUCAGCAGUGGUUCGCAUUUUGGUUCGGGAAUUCGCAAUUCCGCAAUUCGGCUUCUCGACUUCUCAUUCGCGCUCGUGGAAAACGCUCUCGGGACAUAACGGAAUCUACGGGCCGGCGCGGCUGACCGAGCGUUUAUUAUAAACUUGGCGUGAGUUUGUAUAGUGGUGUGCAUGUGUGCCGUUGGAGCAUGCAAUUGCAAUUCACCGUUAGCUGAGCGGACAAGUGAGACAGCAGGAGUUGCCAAUUAAAAAAAAGUGUGCCCGCGAAAUAGAGACAAAAGUGCAAAAUAAAAUAUAUAAAACUCACUCAAUCGCUUUGAGCGCGCUAAGAUGGCGCCAAAAAAGUCCACCAUCGUGCUCAAUGUGGAGCAGUUUAUUCACGACAUCGAGGAGCGCCCGGCCAUCUGGAACCGCAACUUCCACUGCAACAAGGCCUUCCUCGAGCAGAUGUGGGACGAGCUGAGCGGAGCGCACAAGCUGCCAAGCGAGGUUUACGUAUUGGACGAUGGCGCCGAGGUGGAUCUGGAUCUGGGCAACUAUGAACGGUUUUUGGAUGUUACCCUGCAUCGGGACAACAACAUAACCACCGGAAAAAUUUACAAGUUGGUUAUUGAGAAGGAGCGCACUGGCGAGUACUUGGGCAAAACUGUUCAAGUUGUCCCUCACAUCACUGAUGCCAUUCAGGAAUGGGUGGAGCGCGUGGCACAGACACCCGUUCAGGGAUCUUCAAAGCCACAGGUGUGCAUUGUGGAAUUGGGAGGAACGAUUGGUGACAUCGAGGGCAUGCCUUUCGUCGAGGCCUUCCGUCAGUUUCAGUUCCGCGUAAAGAGAGAGAACUUCUGUUUGGCCCAUGUGUCGCUGGUUCCGUUGCCCAAGGCUACCGGAGAACCCAAGACCAAGCCGACUCAAAGUUCGGUCAGAGAACUGAGAGGCUGCGGCCUGAGUCCCGAUUUGAUUGUCUGUCGAUCGGAGAAACCCAUUGGACUGGAGGUCAAGGAGAAGAUCAGCAACUUCUGUCAUGUGGGCCCGGAUCAAGUGAUAUGCAUCCACGAUUUGAACUCUAUUUAUCAUGUUCCGCUGCUGAUGGAGCAGAAUGGAGUUAUUGAAUACCUAAAUGAGCGCCUACAGCUCAAUAUCGACAUGAGCAAGAGAACCAAAUGCUUGCAACAAUGGCGUGAUUUGGCGCGUCGCACAGAGACCGUUCGCCGUGAAGUUUGCAUCGCCGUUGUGGGAAAGUACACCAAGUUCACGGAUUCGUACGCCUCCGUGGUUAAAGCCCUGCAACAUGCCGCCCUGGCUGUGAAUCGCAAACUGGAACUGGUCUUUAUCGAGUCGUGUCUGCUUGAGGAGGAAACUUUGCAGUCGGAGCCGAGCAAGUACCACAAGGAGUGGCAGAAGCUAUGCGAAAGCGAUGGCAUCCUGGUGCCCGGUGGAUUCGGUUCCCGUGGAAUGGAGGGCAAGAUUCGUGCGUGCCAAUGGGCGCGAGAGAAUCGAAAGCCAUGGCUUGGCAUCUGCUUGGGUCUGCAAGCGGCGGUCAUUGAAUUCGCACGAAGUAAACUUGGUCUCAAGGAUGCAAACACCACAGAAAUCGAUCCGAACACAACUAAUGCCUUGGUCAUCGACAUGCCUGAGCAUCACACGGGUCAAUUGGGCGGCACUAUGCGCUUGGGCAAGCGAACAACUGUUUUCGCUGACGGUCCUAGUGUCAUUCGUCAAUUGUAUGGCAAUCCGAAAAGCGUGCAGGAGCGUCAUCGGCAUCGUUACGAGGUUAAUCCCAAAUACGUGCCCCGGCUGGAAGAGCAAGGCAUGCGAUUUGUGGGCACCGACGAGGACAAAACUAGGAUGGAAAUCAUUGAGCUCAGCGGUCAUCCCUACUUUGUUGCCACCCAAUAUCAUCCAGAGUACUUGUCGCGGCCCCUGAAGCCGUCGCCUCCUUUCCUCGGCCUGAUCCUGGCCUCAGUGGAUCGAUUGAACCAAUAUAUUCAACGCGGUUGCCGCCUGUCGCCCCGCCAGCUAUCCGACGCAUCCUCGGAUGAGGAGGACAGUGUUGUGGGUUUGGCCGGAGCAACAAAAUCGCUGAGAUCCCUGAAACUUCCCAUCACACCCACAAAUGGAAUAUCAACUGGUAGCAGCACUUCCGACGAAGGCGUUUAUCUUACCAAUGGUACCAUCAGCACUUCCGACGGCGAAGGUGCCUGCGGAGGAAUAGAACUUAUCAAUGGCUAUAACUAAACUGGUAAACGGUAUCUUACAUCCUAAAGAGUUUAAGAUCCGCUUAUUAGACGUUCUUUUGUUAUCGAAAACCCCAAAAGUUUGGGAUAACUUAAGUUUACAUGGGUGGGUAUAAUGGGGUAUUGUCGAUUUGAAAAUGUUGACGUUUUAUGGAAGAGGCGUUAAGAACACCCUUAUAAUUUGUCCUAUUUAGCUUAAGUAAAGUACGAUUUUUACUUUCAGUUUUCGUACAUUUUUAAUUUAUAUGGAAAUCUUAAUUUUUUCAUACGAUUAAAAAGAUUUUAAAAGUUGUAUAAAUUUUACUUAUCUCUAUAGGUUACUUGAUAUUCCUACGAUCAGUCAAUUAUUUUUAAUCCUACCUUAAAAUCGACACCUUGUUUAAUCAAAAAUUUCAAUAGUUUUUAAUCUCCUCAAAUUACGAAUAAACUAUCGUA
Molecule: messenger RNA, 2682 nt
Organism: Drosophila mauritiana
Lineage: Eukaryota; Metazoa; Arthropoda; Insecta; Diptera; Drosophilidae
Product: CTP synthase
Exons: 5
Coding region: 347-2248 (633 amino acids)
Biological process (GO): regulation of transcription by RNA polymerase II; pyrimidine nucleobase biosynthetic process; CTP biosynthetic process
Cellular component (GO): transcription regulator complex; cytoophidium; nucleus
Molecular function (GO): DNA binding; CTP synthase activity; identical protein binding
Source: RefSeq, a predicted model, not a curated record